This is a messenger RNA of Closterium sp. NIES-65, 2286 nucleotides long. The record is from the annotation of a GenBank genome assembly. Lineage: Eukaryota; Viridiplantae; Streptophyta; Zygnematophyceae; Desmidiales; Closteriaceae.
AUGGAAUCUGGUAGAAGGGGAUGGAAUCUGGGAGAAGGGGAUGGAAUCUGGGAGAAGGUGAUGAAAUCGGGGAGAAGGAAUAGAAUCUGGGAGAAGGGGAUGGAAUCUGGGAGAAGGGAAUGGAACUUGGGAGAAGGGGAUGGAAUUUGGGAGAAGGGGAUGGAAUCUGGGAGAAGGGGAUGGAAUCUGGGAGAAGAGGAUGGAAUCUGGGAGAAGGGGAUGGAGUCUGGGAGAAGGGGAUGGAAUCAGGGAGAAGGGGAUGGAAUCUGGGAGAAAGGGAUGGAAUCAGGGAGAAGGGGAUGGAAUCUGGGAGAAGGGGAUGGAAUCUGGGAGAAGGGGAUGGAAUCUGGGAGAAGGGGAUGGAAUCUGGGAGAAGGGGAUGGAAUCUGGGAGAAGGGGAUGGAAUCUGGGACAAGGGGAUGGAAUCUGGGAGAAGGGUAUGGAAUCAGGGAGAAGGGGAUGGAAUCUGGGAGAAGGGGAUGGAAUCUGGGAGAAGGGGAUGGAAUCUGGGAGAAGGGGAUGGGAUCUGGGAGAAGGGGAUGGAAUCUGGGAGCAGGGGAUGGAAUCUGGGAGAAGGGGAUGGAAUCGGGGAGAAGGAGAUGGAAUCUGGGAGAAUGGGAUGGAAUUUGGGAGAAGGGGAUGGAAUCUGGGAGAAGGGGAUGGAAUUUGGGAGAAGGGGAUGGAAUCUGGGAGAAGGGGGUGGAAUCUGGGAGAAGGGGAUGGAAUCUAGGAGAAGGGGAUGGAAUCGGGGAGAAGGAGAUGGAAUCUGGGAGAAUGGGAUGGAAUUUGGGAGAAGGGGAUGGAAUCUGGGAGAAGGGGAUGGAAUUUGGGAGAAGGGGAUGGUAUCAGGGAGAAGGGGAUGGAAUCUGGGAGAAGGGGAUGGAAUCUGGGAGAAGGGGGUGGAAUCUAGGAGAAGGGGAUGGAAUCUGGGAGAAGGGAGAAGGGGAUGGAAUCUGGGAGAAGGUGAUGAAAUCGGGGAGAAGGAAUAGAAUCUGGGAGAAGGGGAUGGAAUCUGGGAGAAGGGAAUGGAACUUGGGAGAAGGGGAUGGAAUUUGGGAGAAGGGGAUGGAAUCUGGGAGAAGGGGAUGGAAUCUGAGAGAAGGGGAUGGAAUCUGGGAGAAGGGGAUGGAAUCUGGGAGAAGAGGAUGGAAUCUGGGAGAAGGGGAUGGAGUCUGGGAGAAGGGGAUGGAAUCAGGGAGAAGGGGAUGGAAUCUGGGAGAAAGGGAUGGAAUCAGGGAGAAGGGGAUGGAAUCUGGGAGAAGGGGAUGGAAUCUGGGAGAAGGGGAUGGAAUCUGGGAGAAGGGGAUGGAAUCUGGGAGAAGGGGAUGGAAUCCGAGAGAAGGGGAUGGAAUCUGGGAGAAGGGGAUGGAAUUUGGGAGAAGGGGAUGGAAUCUGGGACAAGGGUAUGGAAUCAGGGAGAAGGGGAUGGAAUCUGGGAGAAGGGGAUGGAAUCUGGGAGAAGGGGAUGGAAUCUGGGAGAAGGGGAUGGGAUCUGGGAGAAGGGGAUGGAAUCUGGGAGCAGGGGAUGGAAUCUGGGAGAAGGGGAUGGAAUCGGGGAGAAGGGGAUGGAAUCUGGGAGAAUGGGAUGGAAUUUGGGAGAAGGGGAUGGAAUCUGGGAGAAGGGGAUGGAAUUUGGGAGAAGGGGAUGGAAUCUGGGAGAAGGGGAUGGAAUCAGGGAGAAGGGGAUGGAAUCUGGGAGAAGGGGAUGGAAUCUGGGAGAAGGGGGGAGAAUGGGAUGGAAUUUGGGAGAAGGGGAUGGAAUCUGGGAGAAGGGGAUGGAAUCUGGGAGAAGGGGGUGGAAUCUGGGAGAAGGGGAUGAACUCUGGGAGAAGGGGAUGGAAUGUGGGAGAAGGGGAUGGAAUCUGGGAGAAGGGGAUGGAAUCUAGGAGAAGGGGAUGGUCUCAGGGAGAAGGGGAUGGAAUCUGGGAGAAGGGGAUGGAAUCAGGGAGAAGGGGGUGGAAUCUGGGAGAAGGGGAUGAAAUCAGGGAGAAGGGGACGGAAUCAGGGAGAAGGGGAUGGAAUCUGGGAGAAGGGGGUGGAAUCUGGGAGAAGGGGGUGGAAUCUGGGAGAAGGGGAUGGAAUCUGGGAGAAGGGGAUGGAAUCUGGGAGAAGGGGAUGGAAUAUGGGAGAAGGGGAUGGAAUCUGGGAGAAGGGGAUGGAAUCUGGGAGAAGGGGAUGGAAUCUGGGAGAAGGGGAUGGAAUCUGGGAGAAGGGGAUGGAAUCUGGGAGAAGGGGGUGGAAUAUGGGAGAAGGGGAUGGAAUCUGGGAGAAGGGGAUGGAAUCUAG